AUGCGUGUCCAAAGUGUCUACAGCCCUGCAGGAAACACCACAUAUUCAGAGGUCACAGGAACAGAUGGGAACAACAUCAGAAACUCGUAUAAAACAUUGCAUCGGCCGGGAAUCGAACCCGGGCCGCCCGCGUGGCAGGCGAGCAUUCUACCACUGAACCACCGAUGCGUGUCCAAAGUGUCUACAGCCCUGCAGGAAACACCACAUAUUCAGAGGUCACAGGAACAGAUGGGAACAAAGAAAGUAAAAUUGCAUCGGCCGGGAAUCGAACCCGGGCCGCCCGCGUGGCAGGCGAGCAUUCUACCACUGAACCACCGAUGCGUGUCCAAAGUGUCUACAGCCCUGCAGGAAACACCACAUAUUCAGAGGUCACAGGAACAGAUGGGAACAACAUCAAAUACCUUCCAAAGUGUCUACAGCCCUGCAGGAAACACCACAUAUUCAGAGGUCACAGGAACAGAUGGGAACAAAAGAUUGCAUCGGCCGGGAAUCGAACCCGGGCCGCCCGCGUGGCAGGCGAGCAUUCUACCACUGAACCACCGAUGCGUGUCCAAAAUGUCUACAGCCCUGCAGGAAACACCACAUAUUCAGAGGUCACAGGAACAGAUGGGAACAACAUCAGAAACUCGUGUAUAA
Necator americanus (New World hookworm) is the source of this 636-nucleotide messenger RNA. RefSeq lists its product as uncharacterized. The record is from RefSeq and is a predicted model, not a curated record. Lineage: Eukaryota; Metazoa; Nematoda; Chromadorea; Rhabditida; Ancylostomatidae. The transcript has a single exon. The coding region runs from base 1 to 636 and encodes 211 amino acids.